CUCCAAUCUUUAUUAUCCCCUCAGCUCUAUCUCACUCUUCUCUCUCCACUCUCUUCUUUCUCUCGUGAACUCCAACCAGCAGCAGAGUUCAAGAAAUGGAGUAGGCUGCAAUGACAAUUCAUUUUGGUGAAGUUGCUUGUGUGGGUGGAGUUGUAGACUGGCCGUACUGCCUCACUCACAUUCCGCAAUCCACGCUAACAUGAAAGCAGGUUCCAUCACGAUGGACGAAAGGAAGCAACUAUAUUUACAGUAUUUCUUCAACUACUACUACCAAUACUGCAUAUGGAAGAGAAGGUUGCUAGUUGCUAUUGCUAUAUGCCUAGCUAGUUACUCAUAUUUGGUUGACAUGAGAAAAAAGCAGCGGGAAGGUGUAACAUAUUCACCAAUGCUUCUUAGAGAUGUGGAGCGAAAUGCACGGUUAAAUUGUUUAUUUAAUGGUACCGAGGCUAAUUGUGUUUCCGAGCUCCGCAUGCGAAAAGCCAUUUUUCAUAGGCUUUGUGGGCAUCUCAGAUCAUGUGGUCUUUUAGUAGACACCCUGCAUGUGACAGUGGAAGAACAAGUUGCAAUGUUCAUGCAUGUAGUGGGACACAAAUGGUCUAAUAGAUUUGUUGGUUUUGAGUUUUAUCAAUCGGGUGAAACAGUUAGUAGGUACUUCAAUGCUGUUCUGGAUUCACUUGUUUCAAUAUCUAAAGAACUAAUAUACCUCAGAAGCACUGAAACCCAUCCAAAGAUUACAAGUAGCCCAGGAAGAUUCCACCCGUAUUUUGAGGGAUGCAUAGGAGCGUUGGAUGGUACUCAUGUACCAGUAUGUGUCCCUGCACAUAUGCAGAAUAGAUUUUGGGGUAGAAAGUCCAGUCCCACUCAAAAUGUCCUUGCGGCUGUUGAUUUUGAUUUGCGGUUUAUCUAUGUCCUUGCUGGUUGGGAGGGAUUAGCCCAUGAUUCACAUGUGCUUCAAGAUGCUCUAAGCCGCCCUAGUGGACUAAAAAUACCAGAAGGAAAAUUUUUCCUCGCUGAUGCUGGAUAUGCAGCAAGACCUGGUAUACUACCCCCAUACUGCGGUGUUCGUUAUCACCUUAAAGAAUACAAAGAUGCUAGGCAACCUGAAAAUGAUAAAGAAUUGUUCAACCUGCAUUUGGUACCCUGAAAAAUCGAUUUAAUAUCCUCAAGAGUCAACCAAAUCUCCCUUUGAAAACUCAAGUCAAGACUGUGAUUGCUUGUUGUGCGCUUCACAAUUGGAUAUUAUAUAAUGGUGAUGAUGAAUAUGUCUAUGAUGAUGCUUCUUGGUAUAGAACCUUGCCAAGGAGCCAGAGGAUAUACCGUGAUAUACGUCAUGAGUGUCAAGCUUGGGUGCUUAAACGAGAUCAGAUGGCACAUGCUAUGUGGAAGAUAAAGUUGGUCAAAAUGAGAACAUUGGUCCCAUGUAUUUGUGAAUGGGUACUUCUAGUUCUUUAUUAUUAUGUUGUGAAUGUUGGACUUAUCUAUGUAAUAAAUACUUUGUUUGCUCAGUAUUACAUAGCUGCUUGCUCAUGCUACUCCAUCUUAUUGAUUACAUUGCUAUAUCAUAUUGCA
This is a messenger RNA of Oryza brachyantha (malo sina), 1569 nucleotides long. RefSeq names its product protein ALP1-like. The record is from RefSeq and is a predicted model, not a curated record. Lineage: Eukaryota; Viridiplantae; Streptophyta; Magnoliopsida; Poales; Poaceae. The transcript has 5 exons. Bases 200 to 1144 code for a protein of 314 amino acids.